GCACCACGGCUGACCUCCGGUUUCUGCGUGCACUGCCACGUUAGUAGCGGUAGACACAAAAUACCAGCUACUCUCUCAGCCUUAAGCAACAAAAAGACCAUAACCUGCACCUCUUCUGCCGCUUGUAGUCCCUCCCUGCACGGUCCCGCUGCUCCUGUGUCUCUGUUCGUAAGAAACUCGGCGCUAAAAUGUGGAAGUUUGUCUUGCUGUGCGCUCUGGCUGUAGCCCGAGCUGAGAUAACUGAGGAGGAAGAUGUUCUGGUGCUGAAGAAAAGUAACUUUGACGAGGCCCUAAAAGCUCAUCCAAACAUCCUCGUUGAAUUCUACGCUCCAUGGUGUGGUCACUGCAAGGCCUUGGCCCCAGAGUACGCCAAGGCGGCCGGGAUGCUGAAGGCAGAGGGCUCAGAAAUCCGCUUGGGCAAAGUCGAUGCCACAGAAGAGACAGAACUGGCUCAGGAGUAUGGUGUGAGGGGCUAUCCCACCAUCAAGUUCUUCAAGGGAGGAGAGAAAUCUUCACCCAAAGAGUAUUCUGCGGGCAGACAGGCUGAUGACAUUGUGAACUGGCUGAAGAAGCGCACAGGGCCCUCUGUUGCCCCACUGGAUGGAGUCAGUGGAGCAGAGUCUCUCAUCGCUGACAAUGAAGUUGCAGUCAUUGGGUUCUUUAAAGAUCCAAAGUCUGCUGAUGCCCAAGCCUUUGAGAAGGCAGCAGAGGCCAUUGAUGACAUCCCCUUCGCUUCCACUUCUGAUGAUGCUGUUUACUCAAAGUUUGAAGUGAGCCAGGAUGGUGUUGUCCUGUUCAAGAAGUUCGAUGAGGGACGCAAUACUUUUGAUGGAGAGCUGACUAAAGAAAACCUCUUGGCUUUUGUCAAGGCCAACCAGCUGCCCCUGGUCAUCGAGUUCACAGAGCAGACUGCUCCCAAAAUCUUUGGAGGAGACAUCAAGUCCCACAUCCUCAUGUUCCUGCCCAAAGGUUCCUCAGACUUCCAGGUGAAGAUGGAUGAGUUCAAGAAGGCAGCUGCAGGAUUCAAGGGCAAAAUCCUGUUCAUCUUUAUCGACAGUGAUGUAGAUGAUAACCAGAGGAUCCUGGAGUUUUUCGGUCUGAAGAAAGAAGAGUGUCCUGCCAUCCGCCUCAUUACCCUGGAGGACGAGAUGACAAAGUACAAGCCUGAGAGUGAUGCCAUCACAGCAGAAGGCAUUACGGAGUUUUGCACACUGUUCACUGAGGGAAAACUCAAGCCUCACCUCAUGAGCCAAGACAUACCUGACGAUUGGGACAAGAACCCUGUCAAAGUCCUGGUUGGGAAGAACUUUGAGGAAGUUGCCUUCAACCCAUCCAAGAAUGUCUUUGUUGAAUUCUAUGCCCCUUGGUGCGGACACUGCAAACAGCUGGCCCCUAUCUGGGAUAAACUGGGAGAGAAAUACAAGGACAAUGCAGACAUCAUUGUUGCCAAAAUGGAUUCCACAGCCAAUGAGAUUGAGACAGUCAAAGUGCACAGCUUCCCCACUCUCAAAUUUUUCCCUGCAGGAGAUGACCGCAAGGUGGUUGACUACAAUGGAGAGAGGACACUAGAGGGCUUCAGUAAGUUCUUGGAAAGUGGAGGUAAAGACGGAGGAGCCCCAACUGCAGAUGAUGAUGAAGAUUUGGAAGAGGAUUUGGACGAUUUGGGCGAGGGACAAGAUGAUGACUCUGACGGAGAGGACGAUGGACAUGACGAGUUGUAAAAUAAAAAGCAAAAAUCAGGAGAAAGGAGACGUGUCCCACCCGAAACCAGUCACCAUCACUACCUUCACUUACUUUGCCCCCUCCCCCCACCCCCAUUCCCAUUUUCUGUCCCAUGAACAUAUCCCCUUAAGGGCCAGUCAAAUGCCAGAUAGUCCUUUGCCAUGGGACCGCCAGCUGCAACUCUGCUACUGGCCAAAAUGGGAUGAAGAGGAAAAGUAAAAACUCACCUUUUUUUUUUUUUUUUUUUUACAUCUACGUAGGAGACCUCAAUGCCUUCUCUACAAAACGCCACAUCAGCUGUUUGCCUAUAUUCAGACCAAAUGUAAAAGUGGCAUUGCAGUUUAUUUAUCAUCAAAAUAUAUGUCCUUUUCAACCGUGUUUUGAAUACGCCUUGUGCCAUUGUUCACUGUGGGGCCAUGGGCAGAAUUGAGUGUAACAUAAUCCCAUCUAAUUGUCCAAUCUUUUUGUCCUUUUCCCUUUGAUUUGAAUGCAGAGGACCAGGUUUUGUGGUUGAUUUGUAGAGCAAUUCCUCAGGGGGACAUGGGGAUAUCCUAUUGGUGUGUUUUUGUAUUGAAUUCAGCACCCUCUGAUCCUGUCUAGCAUAUCACAAAGUCCUUUUCCCCCAAUUUGUAACCAAGACCAAGUCAUUUUACUUUAGGUUGGGAAGCCUACAUUAUUUUGUUAUUUCAUUCCCUUGUCAACUUCCCGAUAUAGUCUCCUCAUUUCGCAUUGCUGCUUGCGUUUUGUAAAAAAAAAUAGAAUGGUUAACUUUUUGGGGUAAAUCGUGUUAUUUAAUUGCUUUCACUGAGGAUUUUUAUAAUUUAGGUUUUGUCAUUUUUAAUAGUGUUGAAAUGUGCCCAGUUCUAGUGCGUUGGCCUUGUUGGGGGCCCUUACACACAAUUUUGAAGAGUUCAAACUGAAAACUCUUGAUAGGUUGCACUGCAUUUAUGCCUAUUUGGAGAUUUACUACUAAACACACAGGCAGACUGGUGCAGAUUACUGGUCAGGCUGGUCUGAGAAAUGUGUCUAUUAAUACAAGAAAGGGAGCAGUUGCAUUGCCCUAUCCCACACUCAUGUACGUAAAACAUCCCAUUUGGCUCUACCUUGUACCUUGUUGCUGCAGUGUGCUAUGGGUGCAUGUUUGUAUUGAGUGAAUGGUAACUGUGUGAUGAAUAUACUUUGUGCAUUAACAGAUGAAUGAAUGUGUGUACUUGUGUGUUUCUGUAUGAUGGGAAGGGUCAGCCUCUAGGGGAUGGGUAUAACAACUGUACAACUGUGUGGGGGAAAAAAAACGCAACUUAAGCAUUCCAUCAUAUUCAAAUUGAUGUGGAAACGUGAAAUGGUGGCCAAUAAAAAUAUGAAAAAAUUA
Molecule: messenger RNA, 3091 nt
Organism: Boleophthalmus pectinirostris (great blue-spotted mudskipper)
Lineage: Eukaryota; Metazoa; Chordata; Actinopteri; Gobiiformes; Gobiidae
Gene: p4hb
Product: prolyl 4-hydroxylase, beta polypeptide
Exons: 11
Coding region: 189-1721 (510 amino acids)
Biological process (GO): protein folding; response to endoplasmic reticulum stress
Cellular component (GO): endoplasmic reticulum
Molecular function (GO): protein disulfide isomerase activity
Source: RefSeq, a predicted model, not a curated record